Molecule: messenger RNA, 1350 nt
Organism: Alternaria burnsii
Lineage: Eukaryota; Fungi; Ascomycota; Dothideomycetes; Pleosporales; Pleosporaceae
Product: pkinase-domain-containing protein
Exons: 1
Coding region: 1-1350 (449 amino acids)
Biological process (GO): protein phosphorylation; regulation of mitotic cell cycle
Cellular component (GO): nucleus
Molecular function (GO): cyclin-dependent protein serine/threonine kinase activity; ATP binding
Source: RefSeq, a predicted model, not a curated record
AUGGCAUCACGGUGGGCGAAUGAGGAAGCAGACAAGGCCGAAGAAGCGCGUCGAAAGAAAGAAAAAGAAGAGAAGAAGCGCCUGAAACUCCAAAAACAGCAAGAGGCGGAGGCAGCAGCACAGGCAGCGCAAGAGGCAGAAUCUAGACCCGCAAAGCGACGAAGAUUAUCAACAGGAAGCGAUGAUGAGGAAACCCCGAAGCUAAAAGAGGAGCAAGUUGAGAGGAAGCUCUUACAAUUUGAAGGUGGACUAUGGGGUCCGUGCCGACAUAUCUCUAACUUCGAGACCCUCAACCAGAUCGAAGAAGGCUCAUAUGGCUGGGUAUCAAGAGCGCGCGACAUUACCACUGGCUCAGUAGUCGCCCAUAAGAAAGUCAAAAUGGACUACAAUCAGGAUGGCUUCCCAAUCACCGCGUUACGAGAAAUCUCGAUCCUGCAACGCUGCAAACACACCAACAUUGUCGAUCUAUUGGAGGUUUUAUCCGGCGACGACCCACAAGAAUGCGUCCUAGUCAUGGGAUUCUUCGAGCAUGACCUCAAGACGCUACAAGAAGAUAUGAGUGAGCCUUUUAUGGCGAGUGAAGUCAAGACGCUCCUACGGCAAUUGGUUUCUGGGGUUAGGUUUCUGCACGACAACUUCAUAAUGCAUCGGGAUCUGAAAACAUCAAACAUUCUACUUAAUAACCGCGGACAGCUCAAGCUCGCUGAUUUUGGUAUGGCGCGAUAUGUCCCACCUGCGAAUGCGCCCCUUACACAGUUGGUCGUCACGCUAUGGUAUCGCGCCCCAGAACUCUUGUUAGGCACAAGAGAUUACGGGACCGAAGUCGACAUGUGGAGCGUAGGUUGUGUAUUCGGCGAGUUACUUGCCAAAGAACCACUAUUACAGGGCAAAAACGAGGUCGAUGAGCUUUCCCUCAUCUUCUCGCUCUGUGGCCUUCCUUCGGAAAAGACCUGGCCACAAUUUUAUCGCCUGCCAAACUCCAAAUCAUUGAAACUACCACGCGACCAUCGUAAUGCCCCAGGCUUCAACCGGGCAAAGUUCCCAUUCCUAACAGCAUCCGGUAUCGAACUCUUGUCUUCACUGCUAUCCUUGAACCCCGCCCAUAGGCCCACAGCACAAGAUGUCUUGGAACAUCCUUACUUCAAAGAGCAACCGAAACCGAAACCGACCGAAAUGUUUCCGACAUUUCCAAGUAAGGCAGGACAGGAGAGGAGGAGGAAGAAGAGUCCUAAUGCGCCGAAGAGAGGAGAGGCGCCAGGGGGGAUGCAGGGCAACCUGGACUUUAGCAGCAUCUUCAAAGGGCGAGAGGAGGAAGAGAAGGGAGCUGGGUUUCAGCUCAAGAUGACUUGA